Molecule: messenger RNA, 3175 nt
Organism: Etheostoma spectabile (orangethroat darter)
Lineage: Eukaryota; Metazoa; Chordata; Actinopteri; Perciformes; Percidae
Gene: elmod3
Product: ELMO/CED-12 domain containing 3
Exons: 9
Coding region: 2462-3175 (237 amino acids)
Source: RefSeq, a predicted model, not a curated record
UAACCGGCAUGCAACGGGCGCCGAUCGCCGGUGAUCGAUUCUGCGCAGACCUGGCUCAUCUCGAACGAGCCUAUCCUCUCUGAGUGAGAAAAGCAAUGACGUAAUGAAGCUACAGGCAGAUAGGGAACUACAAGUCCCAGGAUGCUUUUCUUCGACUUAGGAUGGCGAGGGAAUGUCCCGCCUCACUCUGAUUUACUCCGCCUCUGAUUGGCUUACCGUGGUAUUCUUUAACUAAUCUCACGCCCCAUUGAGUAAAUCUAACCAAUCCAACCCACGAAGGCACCGAGUUCUGGCCAAUCAGAGGCCGAGUAGGGCGGGACAUCGUCUUCGCUGUCCUAGGUAAACGCAAAGCGGCUGAGCGGACGGAGGAAGGGACGCUGAGAUUGGAGGGAGAAACAAUUAGAAACUAAGAUUUUUUUUCUAAAUUUUUUUUUUAAAUCAAAAUAAAAGAUAAAUUACUCAGAACAUUUUCUGAGACAUCUUUCUUCCGGUUGUCAGAUGUCGUCACAUCUCCCCGGACUCCCGGUCUUCUGUCUCCUGUCCCUCUGAAGACGUCCCACAUCCACGGUCCCGGACUCCCUGUCUUCUGUCUCCUGUCCCGCUGAAGACGUCCCCCAUCCACGGUCCCGGACUCCCGGUCUUCUGUCUCCUGUCCCGCUGAAGACGUCCCCCAUCCACGGUCCCGGACUCCCAUGCUUCUGUCCCCCGUCCGGCUGAAGACGUCCCCCAUCCACGGUCCCGGACUCCCGGUCUUCUGUCUCCUGUCCGACUGAAGACGUCCCACAUCCACGGUCCCGGACUCCCUGUCUUCUGUCUUCUGUCCCGCUGAAGACGUCCCCCAUCCACGGUCCCGGACUCCCUGUCUUCUGUCUCCUGUCCCGCUGAAGACAUCCCCCAUCCACGGUCCCGGACUCCCGUGCUUCUGUCCCCCGUCCGGCUGAAGACGUCCCCCCGUCCAGGGUGCCGGUGGCGAGUCCAACCCCGGCCGUACCGGUCCCCCUCGCUGCGUCCUGGACCCAGAGUGAUGCGGCGUCCCGGUCUGGGAGAGCCCAGCCCUGAACAGCCAUGUCACCCCCCAGCGUCUGUCCCCCGGGGCUGAGGAGCGUCCCCCGCUGACCGGAAGCAAGGACGCACUUUUCCAGGCAACGCUGGGGGGUGUCCUCCUGUGUGCUCCGGGGCACUGAUACACACACACACACACUCACACACACACACACACACACACACACACACACACACACACACACACACACACACACACACACAGGUUCCCCCCAAAAACAGGGUUCAGCCCAAAUGAAGGACUUAGAUCAGUUGUAUGUUUUCCAUAAAGUGCCGGCCUGAGGGCUCUAAUGUAAGUUCUAAAGACUUUAAGUUGUUUUGGAUCUCACAAUACUACACAAUACUACACAAUACUACACAGUACUAAACAAUACUAAACAAUACUAAACAAUACUAAACAGUACUACUAAUAUAACACAGUCCUGCACACGUGGACCAUGCUGCCAGCAGAUACAUGGGACGGCUGACAGACUUUUGAUAGAUGACUGCAGGGUAUUCCCCAGGAACCUCUUGUUAUUGGCUGUAGAGCCGGAUACUUGAGAACACAACUAAGGAAAUUGUGAAAUUAAAACGUCUCUGAGACAGAGUCCCUGGAGGAAAUCAGAGCUCAAAGCUGACAGGAGAUUUGAAAAUAAGACUUUAAAAGGAGCUAAUACAACCGUCUUGUUGCCGUGAGACAAUCAAAACCAUGGAUUGGUUCUGCCCCUGACGGUUCAGAGGAAUCGAACCGCCGACCGUGGACGCUGAGUCACCGUGUUUACGUGGACGCUGAGUCAUCGUGUUUACGUGGACGCUGAGUCAUCGUGUUUACGUGGACGCUGAGUCACCGUGUUUACGUGGACGCUGAGUCACCGUGUUUACGUGGACGCUGAGUCAUCGUGUUUACGUGGACGCUGAGUCAUCGUGUUUACGUGGACGCUGAGUCAUCGUGUAUACGUGGACGCUGAGUCAUCGUGUUUACGUGGACGCUGAGUCAUCGUGUUUACGUGGACGCUGAGUCACCGUGUUUACGUGGACGCUGAGUUAUCGGUUUACGUGGACGCUGAGUCACCGUGUAUACGUGGACGCUGAGUCAUCAGGUUUACGUGGACGCUGAGUCACCGUGUAUACGUGGACGCUGAGUCACCGUGUAUACGUGGACGCUGAGUCCCGUGUAUACGUGGACGCUGAGUCAUCAGGUUUACGUGGACGCUGAGUCACCGUGUAUACGUGGACGCUGAGUCACCGUGUAUACGUGGACGCUGAGUCAUCGUGUUUACGCGGACGCUGAGUCAUCGUGUUUACGUGGACGCUAGCCUAGGGACGUCCCGGUGCACGCCAGAAACCAUGGAGCCCGUCCCGGUCUACGGGAGCCUGUAGGGUCAGAACCAGACGCUCAGCAGACGACCCACUCAAUGCAAUGGAGGAGGACAUCGAGGGCCUGAAUGGUUUGCCCCGUGAAUGUAAGCCAUUGGAGGACAUCACCAAUGGAUACUCCAACUACAAGCCUGUCCAGAACGGACUGAUAGUCAACGAGCAACGCACCAACGGGAGCACGCCGCUCGCAGCCCUGCCGAUUUCGGCGCUGAAGCAGAACGGACUCCUGCAGACGCUGGUAGGAGGAGACCAGCUGCAGCCUGCAGAGGAAGAUGUUGAGUUGGAGAAGGCGAGAGAGGAGUGGGACGCUCUGGAGGACCUCCAGCCAGCUCUCUCCGAGGACUCGAGCCCGACCCCGAUCAUCUCCUUCAACGAAGCGCUGCAGUUCUUCCAGACCGCGGACCUCGGGGACCUGCUGAAGAACAUCCAGCCGACCAUUCGCAGGACGGGUCUGGCGGCGAUCACCCACUUCCUCUUCGGACCGCCGCGGCUGCACAGGGAGCUCCUUGAGGAGAGGGACCUGGUCUUCGCCAUUGCACAGUGCCGUGUGGACAACAGCCAAACCGUCCACAUGCGUGUCCUCCAGACCAUCUAUAAGCGGCUGAUUGGCUGCAAGCUGGACUGUCCUCGCUUCGGGGCACACUGGGAAAACAUAGGCUUUCAGGGUGAGAUGCCGGCACCCCCCUUCUCUUCAAGUCUGGUUAUUCAUAUCAAAUUCAUCCAGCUAAUCUUCAUCCAGCUAAUCUUUCAUUUUUAG